Trametes versicolor FP-101664 SS1 is the source of this 1602-nucleotide messenger RNA. RefSeq names its product UPF0187-domain-containing protein. Gene Ontology annotation, molecular function: chloride channel activity. Lineage: Eukaryota; Fungi; Basidiomycota; Agaricomycetes; Polyporales; Polyporaceae. The transcript has 13 exons. Bases 1 to 1602 code for a protein of 533 amino acids. The record is from RefSeq and is a predicted model, not a curated record.
AUGGAGACCACUUUCAUGUACUCUGUCGAUCCCUUCACGCCGGCACGUCGCGUCGGCACCUUGCAUCGCCUGCUCAGCGCAAUCCUCGCAACCGCAGUCAUUCGAUGCUGGCCGCUUUUGCUCUUCUUUUCUGCCUGGGCGACCGCGGUCUCGGUGAUCAACCACAGUGUCCAUAACCUGACCAUUCAGCCGACAUUGCUCACUGUCAUCGGUACCGUCCUCGGUUUCGUCAUUUCAUACCGGACGACAGCAAGUUUCGAGCGGUACAAUGAGGGUCGGCGUCUCUGGUCGCAGAUCAUCAUGGGCAGUCGUACACUGGCGCGUACCAUUUGGUUCCACGUCCCGGAGACCAUGCCGUCCGCAAGCAAUGACCCGUCUACGCUCGAGCAGCGCAAGGCACGGGUGCUGAUCGAGAAGAAGACGGUCAUCAACCUGAUUGAGGCCUUUGGUGUUGCGGUCAAGCACUACCUGCGCGGCGAGGAGGGCGUGUACUACGUCGACCUGUUCCAUCUCGUCAAGUUCCUGCCCUCGUACGCGCUCCCCGCCGGUCUGCCGUCCCUCGUCGACGUCACCUCCGCGGACGGCAUGUCCACGCACUCGCCCCUGCGGAACCGCGGGGACAGCGUUGCCGCGGAGCUCACCUCCCUGCGCGAAGAAGUCGCGUCCCUCGAAAUGCCUGCGUCUCCUACCGCACCCAACGGGCCUAGCGCGUCGAUGAACCAGCUGCCCUUCCCCGCGACCGCCGUGAGCCCGCGGAAGGUCAGCCAUGUCAAGGUCGACCUUCCCCCUCGGACGUCGAUGAACGGCCGCGGCGCUGCCGGACGGUCGUACGAGAGGGAGAAGCCGUCGCAGGGAGACAAGGGCUCGACGUACUCGGGCGUCUCGGGCGUGCAGGACGAGAACUUCCUGCUGCCUGCGCGUAACCCGCCGAAGUACCACCUUUUCGACCUGUUCCCGUUCUCGCUUCUGGUACAUGCCUUGACUAAGCGGGGCAAGGACGUGAAGGGUAAGAAGGCGGCUCGGAUCCGUGCGAAGCUUCGGAGCAAGACCGUCACGCACAAUCUUCCGCUCGAGAUCUCGCUCUACCUCAGCUCGUACAUCGCGGCGCUCCAAGAACGCAACUGCGUUCCUCCCCCGACAGCUACGAAUCUGCUCAACACGUUGAACCAGCUUGUGGAUGCGCUGACUGGUCUGGAGCGUAUUUUGACGACGCCCAUUCCCUUUUCGUACCGGGUCCAUCUAUGGAGCGUCACUGUUCUGUACUGCUUGCUUCUGCCCUUCCAGAUCUGGACGACGCUCAAGUGGCUCACCAUUCCCGGGACGACUCUUGCAAGUUUCAUCUUCUUUGGGUUCCUGGUCGCUGGCGAGGAGAUUGAGAAUCCGUUUGGGUACGACAAGAACGAUCUGAACCUGGACCACUUCACGCACAACAUCAUCCGCAACGAGCUGCGCGCAAUCACGGCGCUGCCGGCGCCGCACGUCGAGAGCUGGGCGUUCUCGCAAUUCAACGACCAGAUCUUCGGCAACGACGAGCGCGUCGCGCCGGACGAGUGGAUGUCGCGCGGCCUCGGGCGCAUCCAGGCGGCGCUCGCGACCAUCUAA